AUGACGCCUUGCAUUCGUCGUCGGCGCCUCCCCUGUCCCCACUGCCACGAUCCACAGCCAGGACUGCCAUCGCCGUGUUUCGCCGUCACCAGAUCGGUGCCGUGGGCGACGAGGUUGCUCUCCGGUGGUGCAGGUCUACCGCGACGUAAGGCUGAAAGCCCAGAGCUGCUAGUUCGUUUGCCAAAUAAAAGAAUUAAGGAUGGAGAGCUUUUGUUCUUUGAUUCAUACUAUGACAUUGCUGUCUUGGAGAUAUCAGUUGACAAGCCAUUACGAUGCCCUUCCUUCGUUUCAAGUCCAGAGUACGGAGACAAGGUAUUUGUAUUGGCGAGAGAUGAUGAUUCUUCAUUGUUGACCACGACAGGGAGGAUCAUGUGUCAUAAUGAAGCUUAUUUGAACCGCAACUAUUAUUUAUAUGUCAACUGUGUGCUUCCUGAGGCUAGCACAUUUGGAUUAGUCAUUGAUCAAGAUGGAGAUGUUGCUGGAUUGGCGUUUUUUGUUGGGUGGUCAAAGACUGCGGUUCUUCCAAGCUUUAUUAUCAGAACAGUGAUUGAAAUGGAAAGAAAUUUCAGGUGUAUUGCUCGUCCAGUACAUGAUUUGUGUCUGAGAGCGGUGCAGAUUCUUGACAUUCAUAAGAGGGAAGAAAUCUUAUAUGUACACAAUAUUGAUAAUGGUUACAUUGUCGAUGAGGUAACAAUUAAGUCUACUGCAGAAAUUGUUGGGAUUAGGGAAGGAGAUGUGAUUAUUUCAUUCAACGGGAUGCACUCUCAGACUAUGCCAGAGUUGGAGAAUUAUCUACUUUCUCUUGGUUUAAAAUUUCUGGAGAAGAAAAAUGAAUCAUACAAAGUUGUUUUAAAGCUAAAGGUUUAUGAUCCCAUCGAAAGCCAGGAGCAUAUUGUAAAUCUGCCUCUGGGAUUUUCAUGCUCUCCUUCAGUAAAGAAGAGGGCGAAGGUGCAAGUAACUGAAAAGAUACCACCAAGCGCAAGAAAACCACUCCUGUGCUGACAUCUGGAAGGUUCCUACGCCCUCGCAAGAAGAGUGAAGCUUAGGCUGUGUUGAUGUGCAUAGUGUGAAGGAACUUUUAGUUUGUAAUACUUCUGUAACCACUUGCUAUGCUUUUGUUCUUCUCAAUAUCAAUUGUCACAACUUGAGUCAUAUCACUUCUGAAGUGUGGAAAUCAUGUACCGUAAUGGACCACACUUGAUAAAAAGUACAAUACAAGUGUAUGCAAUUGAACUAUCUAUUUAAGAAACUACAUAAAAUUAAGAUACACAAAGACAACGUUAUUCGGAGUUUA
Panicum hallii is the source of this 1294-nucleotide messenger RNA. Its product is annotated as probable periplasmic serine endoprotease DegP-like. The transcript is spliced from 9 exons. The record is from RefSeq and is a predicted model, not a curated record. NCBI's taxonomy places the organism in Eukaryota, Viridiplantae, Streptophyta, Magnoliopsida, Poales, Poaceae. The coding region runs from base 1 to 1002 and encodes 333 amino acids. Gene Ontology annotation, molecular function: protein binding.